CGCCGCCGUCGCCGCCGCAGCGCCCGGGCGCAAAGCGGGAGCCUGGAGGUGGCCGAGUCGCCCGGGCGCUGGAGACGGCGGGAUCGGGGCCAUGUUUCAGCGCGGGUCGCGGCGGCGUCGAUCCACCCGAGCCCUGCCUGAGGUGGAGGACCCUGACCGGGGCCAACCGUGUCAGAGGUGCGGAGAGCAGUGCCCAGGCUUCCUAGUGCAUGGAUGGAGGAAGAUCUGCCAACACUGCAAGUGCCCAAGGGAGGAGCAUGCGGUGCGCAUGGCGCCCGUCGACCUGGAGAGGAUGAUGUGCCGCCUCAUCUCUGACUUCCAGCGCCACUCGAUCUCAGACGACGACUCUGGCUGCGCCUCUGAGGAAUACGCCUGGGUGCCCCCAGGACUCAAGCCUGAGCAGGUGUAUCAGUUCUUCAGCUGCCUCCCAGAGGACAAAGUCCCCUACGUCAAUAGCCCUGGGGAAAGGUACCGCAUUCGCCAGCUGCUCCACCAGCUUCCUCCCCAUGACAGUGAGGCUCAGUACUGCAGCUCUCUGGAAGAGGAAGAAGCGAAAGAACUGAAGUUAUUCUCACAGCAACGAAAGCGAGAGAACUUGGGACGUGGGACCGUCCGGCUCUUCCCCGUCACCAUAACCGGAGCCAUUUGCGAGCAGUGCGGGAAGCAGAUAUGUGGUGGGGACAUUGCGGUCUUUGCCAGCCGGGCCGGGCAUGGCGCCUGCUGGCACCCACAGUGCUUUGUUUGCACCACCUGCCGGGAGCUCCUCGUUGACCUCAUCUACUUCUACCAGGGCGGCAAGAUCUACUGUGGGCGUCACCACGCAGAGCGCCUCAAACCGCGAUGUGAGGCCUGCGAUGAGAUUAUCUUUGCAGACGAAUGCACAGAGGCUGAAGGCCGCCACUGGCACAUGCGCCAUUUCUGCUGCUUCGAGUGCGAGGAGGCGCUGGGUGGGCAGCGGUACAUCAUGCGCCAGAGCCGCCCCUACUGCUGCCGCUGCUAUGAGAGCCUCUACGCAGAGUACUGUGACGCCUGUGGCGAGCACAUUGGCAUUGACCAAGGCCAGAUGACCUACGAGGGCCAGCACUGGCAUGCCACAGAUGCUUGCUUCAGCUGCUCCCGCUGCCACCAGCCUCUGCUGGGGAAGCCCUUCCUGCCCAAGCAGGGCCAGAUCUUCUGCUCUCGGGCCUGCAGCCUGGGCGAGGACCCCAACGGCUCAGACUCCUGCGACUCGGCCUUCCAGAGUGCCCGCUCCCAAGACUCCCGGAGAGCCAGCUGGCAGCAACGGCGGGUUCAGGCCCAGCGCUCGCCCUCCUCCUCCCAUGUCGCCCGCUCCAUUUCCUUUGGAGGGCAGCCGGCACCCGCUAGUUCGGCCCCGAGGAUCCGAAGGAGCUGGAGUGGCUUAACUGGCGCUGGGGAGGAGGUGCCCACGGAAACAGAGGAGCUCUCGGAUCCAGAUAGCAACGGCUCGGGCUGCAGCCAGAGUUGCGAGGAGCCAGUCAAAUGUACAUCUCGGGGUACUUCCACUUGCCCACCACCAGCCAUGGACCAGGAGCCAGGAACAGGUGAGGCAGAACCAAGGACUGAGAAGCGACCGUGUUUCCAACGCACAUCCCCCUUGCGCCAUUCUAUGCCGGAGCUGGGCAUACACCCCUCCAAGAUCCCAGACUGGAGCAGCAGCUCCGCUUCCAAACUCCAAGCAUCUGCUCAGCUGCGACCCAGCGAGGGGCCUGAGCUGGGGAUGGCGAGCUUUGCCCGGGGAGGGGCACCCCGAGUUAGCUUCCGGGAACCCCUGGUCUCGGGAGAGCCCAGUGCUCCCGGUCUCGAGAAGACCUCCGUCGACGCCCAGCUGCUUCAGAACGGAAGCGUUAGCCGGGGACACCCUCGCUCCACCUCGGACAACUCUCUCAACCUGGGGAGCCAGGGCUGGCGGCCGCCAAGGAAAGGCGCAGUGGAGGGCAGAGGAGCGAGCCUCUCCUACUCUGCUUCCGAGGGGGCUUUUCCUGCCUGGCACCGGCGUUACCCACCCCGGGGAUGGGACUUCAGCUCUUCAGAUUCCUCCGAUUCCUCCUCGGAGGAGGAAGGGUAUUUUCUCGGGGAGCCGAUACCCUUGCCCCCCCAUUUACGAGGCGGAGCUAGCCCCACAGAGUCCACGCCACCCCCUGACUCGAUACGUAAGCGGCAGCGCCGAAGGCUGCGAGUGGUCCGGGACAAGAAUUGCAUCAUUGCAUAGACCUGACUUCCACCUUCAGGACUUUGGCCACAAGAAUCCACGUAUGAAAUCAGGAUUUGGGCUUGGAACCACGGAUCUUUGCUCCGUCCGCCAUGACUGCUUUGCCAGGGAUCCUCUUCCAAGUGACCUCUCCAUCGCAACCAUUGAAAUUCCCUCACUUUUCCUCAGGGACCCUUGAGCUCUCUCUUUUCCAUGGUGACCUUUGAUCUUUAGAUGUGACCCUUCUGUGAAGAAUCUUAACUCCUUCUCUGGUGGUCUUUGAACUUUGGUUGUGUUUCUUUUCCAUUGUGGCCUUUUGACCUCUCAACUGUGACCUUCUGAACAUGAAUUAACCCUUCUGUCUUGAA
Molecule: messenger RNA, 2577 nt
Organism: Lacerta agilis (Sand lizard)
Lineage: Eukaryota; Metazoa; Chordata; Lepidosauria; Squamata; Lacertidae
Gene: PRICKLE3
Product: prickle planar cell polarity protein 3
Exons: 9
Coding region: 92-2230 (712 amino acids)
Molecular function (GO): zinc ion binding
Source: RefSeq, a predicted model, not a curated record